AUGACCAGGUGGUGCCUCUUACUGCUGUUCUUUGCCUUCAUCACUGUCACGAAGGCUGAAGAUACUGAGUUCAAAGAAGAUGCUUCACCACCAAACGAAGACGCUGAGGAAGUCAUUUCGGAUGAGAUUACUGAAGAUGAAGAUGUUUUAGUGCUUAACAAGCACAAUUUUGAGAGAGCCCUAAAGGAGAACAAAUAUCUUCUGGUGGAAUUUUAUGCUCCUUGGUGUGGACACUGUCAGAGUUUAGCACCAGAAUAUGCCACAGCUGCAGGACAGCUGAAGAAUGAGUCUUCAGAAUUCAAACUAGCCAAAGUUAAUGCCAUAGAGGAGAAGGAGCUGGCUUCAGAAUUUGAUGUACACAGCUAUCCCACACUGAAGUUAUUUAAGGAGAGCAACAGAAAAACUCCAGUUGACUACACAGGGAAAAGAAAUGCAAAAGGCAUUGUCAGUUGGUUAAAAAGAAGAGCUGGUCCCAGCUAUGCAUUCCUGGACAGUCCAGCUGAAGUUGAAGCAUUUAUUGAUUCAGCUGAGAUUGCCAUUGUUGGCUUUUUCAAGGACCUUGAAAAUGACGAUGUGAAAACAUUUUCUGAGACAGCAAAUGAUUUUGUGGAAAUACCAUUUGCUAUCACCAAUAAUGCAGAGAUUUUGGAGAAAUAUGGCAUUUCGAAGAGCACCAUAACAAUGUUCAAAAAGUUUGAUGAUCGGAGAAAAGAUUUUGAAAUCGAUAAUCAAACGGGUUUGGUUAAGGAUGAACUCAGUAAGUUUAUCCAUAUUAAUGAAAUGCAUCUUGUUACUGAAUUUACGAAAGAGAGUAACGCAAAAAUAUUUGAUGCUAAAAUUGACAACCACAUCCUGUUGUUCAUCAACAAAACAAUUAAGGAGCACAAUCAACUUUUGGAGAACUUUAGGGCUGCUGCAGAUUCCUUCAGAGGCAAGGUCCUUUUUGUUUAUAUUGAGAUUAAUGGUGACAAUGAUCAUGUGCUGGACUACUUUUCUGUGAAGAAAGAAGAUGCACCAACAAUUCGUUUAAUUAACAUCAGCAGUAUUAAGAAAUACAAGUUUCCAUUUGAUGAAAUUAGCACAAUUAACGUGAGAAACUUUUGUCAGAAGGGACUUAAUGGAAAUCUUGAGCCUUAUUUAAAGAGUAAAGAUAUACCAGAAGAUUGGGACAAGGAUCCAGUUAAAAUUCUGGUUGGGAAGAACUUUGAAAAUGUUGCUUUUGAUGAGACGAAGAAUGUGUUUGUUGAGUUCUAUGCUCCCUGGUGCGGUCAUUGUAAAGAAUUGGCCCCUGUUUGGGAACAACUGGGUGAGAAGUACAAAGAUCAUGAAAACAUUGUAAUUGCAAAAAUGGAUGCUACUGUUAAUGAAGUUGAAUCAGUUACAGUCCAAGGAUACCCAACAAUCAAAUAUUUCCCAGCUGGUUCAGAAAGAAAGAUUGUGGACUAUAAUGGAGCAAGGAAUCUGGAAACAUUUACAAUAUUUUUAGACAAUGGCGGUGAAUUACCUCAAGAAGAAGACAAAGAUGAUAAUGAUGACACAAAUAUUGAUGACAGACCUCUGGGGAAAGCCAACAAAACAACUGAGCAACAUGCAAAAGAUGAGGCCACUACCAGUAAAGAUAAAAAGGAUGAACUGUAG
Molecule: messenger RNA, 1638 nt
Organism: Pristis pectinata (smalltooth sawfish)
Lineage: Eukaryota; Metazoa; Chordata; Chondrichthyes; Rhinopristiformes; Pristidae
Product: protein disulfide-isomerase-like
Exons: 11
Coding region: 1-1638 (545 amino acids)
Biological process (GO): protein folding; response to endoplasmic reticulum stress
Cellular component (GO): endoplasmic reticulum
Molecular function (GO): protein disulfide isomerase activity
Source: RefSeq, a predicted model, not a curated record